AUCCCAGUAGUCUGUAUUUGGUGACCAAUCAGAUCCUGUACCCAUUGGUUCACGGGUGCGAGAGCAAGGACCUCAAGGUCAUCAAGUUGUCUUUGGGCCUCAUGCAACGCCUGAUCAUUCAUCAGACCGUGGACUUCAAGGGCGCCCGCUACAUCACGGACACGCUGUGGAUGCUCAUGGAGGCCAACAUGGAGGAGCUCAAGAUCUUGCAGACCGUCACGUUGUUGCUCACCUCCUCGUCGGUGGUCCAACACGAGACGUUGGCCAAGUGCUUGGUCAUUUGCUUCCGGCUCAACUUCACCAAGGACGGCCAUUUGAACACCAUUGCGGGCGCCACGGUUCGGCAAUUGGUGCCCGUGGUUUUUGAGCGCGUGACCGCGCCGGAUCAGACCCAUCGGCCCGUGCAGGAAGAGCCCAGUCCUCAAUUUCUCCAAUUGACAGCCCCGCUCUUGCCCAAGCACGCCGAUGCUUUUGUCAUGGACGCCUACUUGCUCUUUCACGAUAUCGUGUUAUUGGUGGGCGCCGAGCAACCCAUCUGGAUGACCGGCAUCAUGGAAAUGACGCGCUCGUUCGGGCUCGAAUUGCUGGAAUCCAUCCUGACCAAGUUCCCGCUCGUGUUCACGCAACAUCGCGAGUUCACGUUGCUUUUGAAGGAGAAAGUGUGCUCGUUGGUUAUUAAAUUGUUCUCGCCCAACAUCAAAUAUCGCGGUGGAUCCGGUCAUCCAGGGGGGAUGGCUGCCCAAGAUAAGCCGUUUUAUCCGAUUACGUCCAAAUUGAUGCGAGUCGUGUCCAUCCUGAUCUUGGAGUACCACGAUAUCCUCACCACCGAAACCGAGAUCUUCUUGUCAUUGGUUAUGAAGUUCUUGGACCCGGAUAAGGCCUUGUGGCAAAACUGCAUCGCCUUGGAAGUCAUCCACAAAAUCAUGGUCAAACCCGAAUUGCUGAACUUCUUGUGCGCCACGUUUGACAUGAACGAGCACUCUACCAAAGUCUACCAAGAUAUGAUCAACGGGUUGGGUGCCUUCGUGCAAAAUGUCAUGAGCACGCCCAAGAGUUUCGAGAUCGAUCAUGCUUCUCAGGCUGGAGGCGGAGGCAAUGCUUCCAGCGGGUCCUCGGGCAAUGCCAAUGGAUUGGGCGGUGCCAACGUGUACGGCUCCGGCGGGGGCGUCUCGCCUCAGCCCGGGUUCCUCUAUCGAAAUACUUGGAAGCCCUUGACUCUGAGUUUUGUGGGUGGCCAAACCAAGGAGUUGUAUUUAGACGUGAGUGAUAAACUGGAGGUUCCCACUGUCUCGGAUGGUUACGGGAUAUCCUUGGCUUACGCGUGUCUGCUGGACGCGGUCCGAUCCAUGUCCUUGAUCAUUCCGGUUGAGAUGCAAGGCGAUCAUCUCCGUCCCGACGACCCGGAUCGGGCUUGUUGGAAUCAGCUCAUUGAAUCGAGUUGGUGCGGUGUCCUCGCCGCCCUGAGUCUUCUUUUGGAUGCCAGUACCGACGAUUCGGGCACGGAGAACAUUCUGAAAGCCAUGGAGGUGUACUCGAGUAUUUGCGGUCGCUUGAAUGUGAACAAACCUCGUGAUGCAUACUUGGCUUCGGUCUGUAAGGCCUCUCUACCCCCUCAUUACACAUUGAACGUUUUGAAAUCCACACCGUGUACUCAGAACGUGUCUGGACCAUCGAAAAGUCAGGGGGAAUCCCAUGGCUUGGAUGGCAGCAACACACCCGGUGAAGGCGACAUUCGCCAUCAAGUCGUAGCCAUAGGCACGCCAUUGCCGACCUCUUCUUUACCGGCGUCGGCUCAUCAAGGACCCGUGAUGUUGACAGCCAAAAAUCUGCAAUGUAUGAGAUCCAUCUUGUCAGUGGCUCAUUGUCAUGGCAAUCUUUUGGGGCAAUCUUGGCACAUCAUUCUCACCACUCUUCAACAUUUGGUGUGGAUCUUGGGAUUGAAACCGGUGACUGGUGGAGGAUUGGCCUCCUCGGUUCAUACCUCUUCGGGAGAGAACAACUCGGUCAUCACAACAGCGGUUCUUGCUGACUUGCCCGUGCUCUCCAACAUGGUGUCAAGACUAUUCGAAUCAUCCGACGCUCUGUCUGAAACGUCCAUUAGUCACCUAAUUGAGGCUCUUUGCCAUCUCUCCGAGGAAAGCAUGGAGCUGGCCACCACCAAUCGCGAGCCGUCCCUCUUCGCAGUGGCCAAAUUACUGGAAACGGCUUUGGUCAAUCUAAACCGGUUGGACGUGGUCUGGCGGCCCAUAACCAGUCAUUUGUUGGUAGUCUGCCAACACCCUCAUUUACGCAUGCGUCAAUGGGGUUGCGAGGCGCUAACUUUUCUGACCAAACAGUCUCUUCAGCAUAAAUUCAGCACGUCCAUGAAAGACAAUCCUCGUCUGCAAGUCCAAUUGUUGUCGCCCUUGGCCGAAUUGUGCAGUAUUCCGUUUCCUGACGUUCGACAAAAGCAACUGGAUACUGUUUUGCAUAUCUUGCAUAGCUCGGGUGAAGUCGUGAGUCACGGUUGGCCUUUGAUCUUGUCCAUUGUGGGCAGUAUCGAACGGCAACACUCCGACAUCCUGAUUCGAAGUGCAUUUCAAUGUCUUCAACUGAUCUUUGCCGACUUCCUUCCCACGAUUCCAUACCGAUGCUAUCCUCAGUGCGUGGAUUGUGCCACAACUUUUGGCUCCCAAAUCACCGAAUUGAACGUCUCUCUGACCGCAGUGGGACUGUUGUGGAAUUUGAGCGACUAUUUCUACCAAAAUGUCAAGAUGCUUCGGAGCUUAAGUGUUGAAGGUGAAAACAAGAUCUUCCCGGAUUUCCCUGGUUGUAAGAACAUUCCGUCCUUGGACAAAUUGUGGAUGUGCCUGUUCUAUAAACUGAAGGACCUGUGCUUGGACUCUCGUCCAGCCGUUCGGAAAAGCUCAGGCCAGACCCUGUUCUCGACGAUUGCCGCCCAUGGAUCCGUCCUGGACGGGAACACGUGGCAGGCUGUGCUCUGGCAAGUCCUGUUCCCCUUGCUCGACAAUGUGAUUAUCCAGAGUGACAAUGCUAGUUCGGAAAAGGUCUCUCAAAGCCAUGUGAUCAUGAUCCACCACUCCCGAAAUACGGCCCAAAAACAAUGGGCUGAGACCAAAGUCCUCACCAUUUCCGGCGUAGUGCGGGUCUUCAAUACCAAGAGGAAGCUUUUGCGCACAAUGGACGACUACUCGAAGGCAUGGCUCCUGCUUCUGGAAUAUGUGGAGAAAAUGGCCUUGAGCGAUACCAUGGAGGUGUCCCUGGCCGCGUUGAAAGCCAUGCAGGAGAUGGUCGUGUCUUCGGGCGAAGAGCAAGCCCAGAACGCCACGAGUGAGAGUAUGGGUUUGCGCGAGGUCAAUUGGAACAUUUGCUGGAAGACCUGGCUCAAGAUCGGACCUCAGAAGACUAAAUUCAUCACCCACAGUCCGUCCAAUUUGUCCCAAGGCCAAGUGCUCAUCAUCGGGUACAUUCAAAUCUUUCAAAGCCUGUUCCCCUUCGUCCAAUCCCAAUUCCGAGUGAGCGAUGUCGAAGCCUUGGGCUCGGUGUUGCUUGGGUGCAUGCAAGUACCCAUCGAGGCAGACAUGGAGAGCCCCGACAACCUCUCGCCCGUUCAUGCCACGUCCAUGGAGAAUCUGGCCAAGGUGGAGAAACUAGACUUGAGCACAAGUCGCGAGCUCAUCUUCGAGAUGUUCGAUGUCUACUUCAAAGUGUGCCACUUGGCCUUCCACACACAUCCGGAGGAGGAUCGAUUCCGAGAACGUUUGCUUCUUUUGGGCGAAAGCACGAUCGAGCGCAUCGGCGACUUCUUCAUGGCAGCCGCCAAGAUCGAAGAUGGGAGCUUCCCCUUGGAUGAGGUCAUGUUCAAGAUCGCCCAAACCUUGCGGACCCCCUUGAAGCUCAAGUACCAAUGCGUUAAGCAGAGCAAUUGGCGGGUAGCCAUCAAUGUCUUGAUCAAAGUUCUACGCGAGGGCCUGCCAUUGGCCAGAAAGCGACCUCAAGGACGCGACUUCAAGACCUUUUGGGCGGAGCUGGCCUUAGUUUUGGAGUUCUUCCUCUUUCCGGACUCGAUCCAAGAACAAGAUCAAGAGGACAAAAUGGCCGACGAGGCCCUGGACUGCCAUCUUAUCGAGAUUCUGCGCGAAGAGGUCCUACCCUACCCUGGGUCCAUCCCAACAGAUUUCAUUCGCAAGAUAGUGAUCCUGUUGAACAAAGGCUCCAUUCACUCGACAAUUCAUUUGAGCGAGGAUUGCAGUGGAAGCGUGGGAUUGCGCGAGGAUUUCGCCAAGCAGUGCUUUGAGACGCUUUUGGAAUUUUCGCUUCUGAGAAGUGAGGAUACCCAGCAUGCCGAGGAGGAGGUCUUGAGCAAACCUCUUGAGCACGAGGAUCCAUGCGGGUCGUCGUCCAUCACGAAUCGCUUAGCUAUCACGUCCCUACUGCUUCGUUUCAAGGAAGUCCUGGUGGACGCAAUCGAUGGGGAGAAAUUGAAUCGGAACAUUCCGCUUCAGCGACAGAAAACGGCCGAGAUCGCCUUCGUUCUUCGAGCCAUCGCCACCGUGAUUUCGUCGAUGAAGAAAUCCCCUCAGGCCAAGGUAGACAAGAAGACAUGGCAACAAGUGAUAGCCUUAUACCCUUUCCUUGUCCAAUGCACGGAGACGAACUCCCCGCAAAUCAUCAGCUCGGUGAAGGAUGCGCUACUCCAGUAUCAGGACCUACUCCAGCCUAUGCAAUAAGAAAUGAAAAUAUAUUUCCUCCCAUCCUUCCCCAUGAGAGAGAUAUUAUGAGCUUUGUAUUCACCAGUUUUGCCAUUUACGAGACGAGUUGACGUGACGUGAAAAUGUUUUAUUCAUACGAAUUCAAAUAAUAAACUUUAUCCAUCUAUAUUUCAA
This is a messenger RNA of Tigriopus californicus, 4886 nucleotides long. It is a transcript of the gene mon2, whose product is annotated as protein MON2 homolog. Lineage: Eukaryota; Metazoa; Arthropoda; Copepoda; Harpacticoida; Harpacticidae. The record is from RefSeq and is a predicted model, not a curated record.